UAAUGUCAAAAACGUUAUUUUGAGGUUAUGUUUAUUGUUUGCCAAUUUAUUGCUAUUAUUUUUCAUGUGUGUAAAUUCAAUUAGACAAGCGAGUGCCUGCUAAAAUGAGCGACGCGGACAGUGACGAAGAACCAAUUAUACGCUACGGCACUCCACUGGACCCCAUAGAAGAAGAUGAAAUUCCAUCAAAACGCAAGUACCAGCAGCCAGCAGACCAGUAUGCUGUGGACGCGUACGGCAGACGGAGGUUCCACGGUGCUUUCACCGGAGGAUUCUCAGCCGGACACGGGAACACUGUGGGGACACCGGAGGGAUGGACGCCUUCCACUUUUAAGAGCUCUCGUGCGGAUAAGGCGCAGAUUUCUGCGCAGCGUCCCGAAGACUUCAUGGACGACGAAGACCGCGGAGAGCACGGUAUCGCGCCGCGUCACAUGGGCACACAGAGCGAGUUCUCCGGCCAGAAGCGGCGGCUGAGACGGUUCCACGACGGACCCAUACCUGGUGAACCGGUAUUAGAACAGCUCCUCAAAGCAGUCCACGAGACGGCAGCAGUUAAGAUGCUUCGCGCUAUGGGCUGGCGGCCGGGGCAGGGUACGGGCGACCGUCUUACUAAAGCGGAUAAGAAGAAAGCCAAGAAACAGCACAAAGUGUAUGGCUGCUACAUGCCGCCAGAGAUGAGACAGGAGAAUGAGGGCACAGCAGACGAAUCUGAAGACAGUACCGACUCAGAGUUCGAGUACGAAAUGCUCUUCGCGCCAGACGACUACGAGCCUUAUGUCCUGCAGCGUAAGAACGAUCGCUUCGGCCUUGGCUACUCGGGUCUUAGCAGACACUCAGUGCUUGGAAAUCUGGUGGGGGAGUAUGGUUCCGAUGCUGGCACGUCGAGAAGCCAUUUGGUUAUGAAGGAGAAAGGGAAAAAGGUCUCCAUCCGAGGGCAAGCAUUCGGCGUGGGCGCAUUCGAAGCGGACGACGAGGACAUUUACGCCACAGAAGAUAUGUCGCACUACGACUUCACGCUAGGGGGCACUGAGGACAAGAAGAAAGCUGUGAAGCAAGGAGGCGCUAACGUGUUAGAAGGGUUCGUGAAAGCCGUUAAGCCGUUGCCAGCCGUAGCGUCGUACCCAGCCCCGGCGCUGCCCCGCGGCUACGCCCCGGCCCCGCUAAAGACCCGCUUCGACCCGCCUGGCCCCGCUGUCAAGCAACGGGACCAAGGACUAGGCCGCCACGAGCUAUCAGCAGAGGCCAGAGGCGCCAUGCUAGGCGAAGCCCCCGUGCCGAAACUUCAAGAACUACCCACCCCUUCUACCCCCCAACCAGCUCAGUCUUCAGAGGAACUGAUCGCCAAAAUCGCCGGUCGCAAUGUCAACUUUAUCUCAACCACCGAAGCACCUAAAGAACUAGACUUCAUACCGAUAGCAGAUACGGGCAAAAGUGUAGCGAAGGUUUUCAGACCUUUCAUGAGCGACCCGAACAAGCAAGGGAGGUAUGAGAGAUAUUUGAAGGACAAGGAGGCCUUCGCGGCAGAAAGAGACGGAGAUACGGACGCGGUCAGCGAGUGGGAAAGGAAUAGAGAACUUGUGGAGUUUGAGCAAGCGGCGAAGUUGUAUAAACCGCUGACAGGCAUUAUGGGAGACAGAUUCACCCACGCCUCAGAGCCAGACGACAUUAACCCUUUAACCGCCGUAUCAAAGAGCUCAGCCAACUACGGGCUGGCCACAGCCGAGCAGAUAGACGCGGCGCGGCGCGCGCUAUACGGCGCGGUGACCAGGACGCAAGCGCAGUGGCGGCCUGACCCGCUAGUGUGCAAGCGGUUUAACAUACCAGACCCGGGAGGACCGAGGCUAGCCACAGCAGAGCAAGCGGUGUGCAAGCGGUUUAACAUACCAGACCCAGGAGGACCCAGACGCCCCAAGAGUUCAGCAAACUACGGGCUAGCCACAGCAGAGCAAGCGGUGUGCAAGCGGUUUAAUAUACCAGACCCGGGGGGGACCGAGAGUUCAUUCAACUACGGGCUAGCCAUAGCAGAGCAAGCGGUGUGCAAGCGGUUUAAUAUACCAGACCCGGGAGGACCGAGUUCAGCCAACUACGGGCUAGCCACAGCCGAGCAGAUAGACGCGGCGCGGCGCGGGCUAUACGGCGCGGUGACUAGAACGCAAGCGCUGUGGCGGCCUGACCCGCUAGUGUGCAAGCGGUUUAACAUACCGGACCCGGGGGGACCGAGACCCGAAUCAAAAACGGAGGACAAGCCGAAGAUUUCAUACUCUGUAUUCUCCUACCUGGAAUCAUCUGUACACGACAAGGACAGCUUCACAAAGGAACAAACUAAAUUCAGCGGCUCUAAAUCUCUUCUCAACACACCAAAACCUUUACCCAGUCAAAGCAAAACAGAUAACAUCAAAAUAAAUAACCCUGCACCAUCUACUAGUGAAGAAACCAUAAACAAAAGAAUAACAGUAGCAGAGUUAUUCUUAAAAGAAUCAGAGAAAGCUAUAGAAACCAAUAAGCCAACAGCUGUAACAGAAACAAUAGAGAAAUUCGAUAAAAUGGACUUGUAUAAAUCGAUAUUCUUAAGCGAUAGCGAAAAUGAAGAAGACAUGAAUGAGACACCAGUCGAAAUUAAUGCAGAAGACUUCAUAGACAGACCGAAGAAUGUGGAAAGAAAUUUAUCGCCGCCAAGAGGCAUAUUUGCAAAUAUAGAUUUCGACGAAUUGAACUCGUGGAGAAGAAAUACAAAAACCGAUAAACCGGAAAAUGUAAAUAAAGAAAGUUCAAAAGAAGAAACACCCAAAGAAAAGGCAGAAGAUAGUUCUGGCGACGUUUACGGGCCGAAGAUUCCAGAAAAUUUAUUGAAAAGACUAGACGGAGAAGUGGUUCAGAACGCAGAAGACAACUUUAGACCAAUAUUUAGAAAAAAGACUGAAAAAGAAGGUGAAAUUCAUGUAAUUGACUCUUCGUCCAGUGCAGACUCUUGGGUGGAUGCUAAAGAAAUUAAAUCUAAAAGGGUUAAGAAGAAAAAGAAGAAACAAAAGGUGAAGCAUAAAAAGUCUAAACAUAAGAAGAAAGAUAGAUAGGUUAAUAUGUUGUUAAAUAAAAGUGUUUGUUGAGUA
Molecule: messenger RNA, 3107 nt
Organism: Ostrinia nubilalis (European corn borer)
Lineage: Eukaryota; Metazoa; Arthropoda; Insecta; Lepidoptera; Crambidae
Product: G patch domain-containing protein 1 homolog
Exons: 14
Coding region: 105-3071 (988 amino acids)
Biological process (GO): mRNA processing
Cellular component (GO): nucleus
Molecular function (GO): RNA binding
Source: RefSeq, a predicted model, not a curated record